UGCGUUCAAGUCACUUCAGCUGCUGCCGAUCAUAACAAUGGCGGCCGCCUUAUCAUCUUCCUUCCUCACCUCCACCCCAAUCCUUCUCUCCCACAAUUUACCGUCAAUCAACAGUAGCACCAGAGCACGAGUUCAAGCGGCGGCUGCGCCGCCGCACCACCAUCACCGCUCCUUAACUUCUCUAGCUCUAACGGCCGCCGACGACUUCAUCAACACCGUCAUCGACCCUCCCGGCCCCCACUGCCCUUCCACCGACCCCGCCUCCGUUCUCUCCGGCAACUUCUCGCCCGUCGACGAGCUCCCGCCGACUGAAUGCCACGUCAUCCACGGCUCCCUCCCUCCUUGCCUCGACGGGUCCUACAUCCGCAACGGGCCCAACCCACAAUUCCACCCUAGUGGGCCCUACCACUUAUUCGACGGGGAUGGAAUGCUCCACGCGCUAACCAUUUCACGCGCCCGCCCUCCCACUCUCUGCAGCCGCUAUGUCGAGACCUACAAGUAUUUGACGGAGAAGGCAGCCGGAGCUCCACUCGUCCCCAAUGUCUUCUCCGCCUUCAACCGAUUACCCGCCGCCGUCGCCCGCGCUGUAUUAACCGCCGUCAGAGUCGCUCUCGGCCAGUUCAAUCCGGCUAAGGGAAUCGGCCUCGCCAACACCAAUCUCGCCUUCUUCGGCGGCCGCCUCUUCGCUCUCGGGGAAUCCGAUCUCCCUUACGCCGUCAGAUUGACGGAGGACGGCGACGUGGAGACGAUCGGCCGCCACGAUUUCGACGGGAGGCUGGGGGUGAGCAUGACGGCGCAUCCGAAGAUAGAUCUGCAGACCGGGGAGACAUUUGCGUUUCGGUACGGCCCUAGGUCGCCGUGCCUCACCUACUUCCGAUUCGACGCCGACGGUAGGAAGCAAGCCGAUGUUCCGAUCUUAUCGUUCAGCCGGAAAACGCCUUUCCUCCACGAUUUCGCGAUUACGAAGAAGUACGCCAUGUUCGUGGAUACACAAAUCGUAAUGGACCCGGUGGAUUGGGCUUUCCGGGGCGGGUCGCUGAUCAGAUCUGACCCGAAUAAGAUGCCUCGGGUCGGGGUGAUCCCGAGAUACGCGACGGACGGGUCGGAGAUGAAGUGGUUCGAUGUGGCCGGGUUCAACCCGGUCCACGCGAUCAACGCGUGGGACGAGGAGGACGGCGAUGGCCUAGUUAUGCUAGUUUCAAACGUUAUUUGUGUCGAGGACGCGCUGGAGAGUUUGGAGCUUGUCCAGGCGCGAGUGGAGAAGUUGAGGAUCGAUUUGAAAACGGGGACUGUUAAUCGGGUCCCGGUUUCGACCCGGAAUCUGGAUUUCGGGGUGGUGAACCCGGGUUACGUGGGGAGGACGAACCGGUUCAUCUACGCCGGGGUCGGGGACCCGAUGCCGAAGAUAUCGGGGGUGGUGAAGCUUGACGUUGGGGAUGAUGAGAUGGGGCGGACGGAGGAAGAGAGGACGGUGGCUUGCAGGAUGUUCGGGCCGGGUUGCUUCGCCGGAGAGCCGUUUUUUGUGGCGAAGGACCCGGAGAAUCCGGAGGCGGAGGAGGACGAGGGGUACGUGGUGACGUACGUUCACGACGAGAUAAAAGGGGAGUCAAGGUUUUUGGUGAUGGAUGCACAGUCGCCGGAGCUUGAGAUUGUGGCGGCGGUUAGACUGCCGCGGCGGGUUCCUUAUGGAUUCCACGGGUUGUUUGUAAGGGAGAGUGACCUUCGAGAUGGUAAACUCACGGACCAAGUAAAGGAUCAUAUUCUUUGUAAUUUUCACUCUAACUCCAACGAGGUUAAACUCGAGUCGAGUGUAAAGUAAAGAUACUUAAUAAUUACUUGGAUAAAUAAAGAAGAUACUAACUUAAUUGCUGAAGCGUUUAACUCCACUAAUUCUCUUGUACGCAUCUCGGUUCCGGGACUAAUUUUUUUUUUUUUUUUUUUUGUGCGGGCUUUUUUAGGCCCUUAAAUAAUAUCCUGGUAUAGUUUUUAGAGGUUGAUGGCUGUUACUGCUAGGUGUGCUAGGCCCGCUGAGAAAAAAAUGAACAAUGGGGCCAUUGUAUCAGGCCCAACUCCCGUCUCGGAUGAUCGGUUGAUCUAGAUAAUAAAUAAAAGCCGAAUGAUGAAAACUGUUGCUCCAUUUCAAAUUUUCUGCAACGAGAGUGAUUAUAGGAAGGACAUUUUGGUCUUCACAAUUGCUUAUUUUCUUAUUUAUUUAUUCAUAAAAAAGGCAUGCACUGGGAUUUGAACCUUGGUCUCUUUAAAGGCAAGCAAGGAUCAUAACCAAUCAAACUAAGUAUAUUUGUUGUAUCUAUUUAAAUUCAAACAUACACGAACCUAAAUUAUGAAAAUCAUAUGACUUUUUUAACGAUUAACUGGCCACUGAAUCUCCCGUAAGUACUUAUUUGGUGUUUUAAUACUUUAAUUAUUUUAGUUGUAGUUUAAUACUUAAUUUAAAUUUCUAUCUAUUUUAUAAAUAUACAAUAACCCUAAAAUUGCAGCCCAAAUAUCACUGGUUCGAAUAUUGCAUAUCGAAUUGCAAUAUUAAACAUGUAGAAGCAAUAUCGACUUCUUAAAUUAAUAUUAUUUUUCAGAAUUACUAUGGAGAAAUUAUAUCUUUGUGCAAACUAUAUGAGACUGGUUCUUUUAAUGUUUUAGUCGGGAUAACCGCUACAUUUUAAAAUUCUUCAUAAUCUGGCAUGAUUGGAUCCAAUGAUCAUUAUACAAGAUUGUGUUUAAUAGGGUGGCUCAUUUCACCACUUUUUGGCGUGUUAAUGAAUUUGUAGGACAAUG
Molecule: messenger RNA, 2790 nt
Organism: Linum trigynum
Lineage: Eukaryota; Viridiplantae; Streptophyta; Magnoliopsida; Malpighiales; Linaceae
Source: the annotation of a GenBank genome assembly